AAAUACGUUUCGAGCAACACAAAAUAUAUCGGCAAAAAUAAAAAAUAAAAUUGCAGUUUUUUGCGUUAAUAAAUUUUGCCAAGUUUAAGAUUUAACAAAUUUCUAAUACUAAAAAUUUAGAAAUUUUAAUAAAAUUUGUGUGCUUUUUAAAAGAAAUUUAACAAACUAAAUUGCAAGUGCCACAAAAGAAAAUAAAAAAAUUUUCCAACAAAUCAAAUCUAUAACAUAAUAUUGUGCUCACAACAACAACCAUAAUAAAAAAGACAGACAGAUAAUUUCAAUAGUGUUUUUUUGUUGUCUAUUAUUCUAAACAUUAUACUAAAUGUCACAUUCAUUGGCCUCCACUUCUUCUACAAAUUCUUCAUCAUCGGCCACACCCAGCAGCUCAGCGGUACGAGCUUUGGCCUUAGAAUAUAAAUCUCUACAAGAGGAACCAGUCGAGGGAUUUCGCGUUAAAUUGGUGAAUGACGAUAAUCUAUUCGAAUGGGAGGUAGCCAUAUUUGGUCCACCCGAUACUCUUUAUCAGGGUGGCUAUUUUAAGGCUCAUAUGAAAUUUCCUCAUGAUUAUCCCUAUUCACCACCUUCCAUUCGUUUUCUAACCAAAGUUUGGCAUCCGAAUGUUUAUGAAAAUGGUGAUUUGUGUAUAUCUAUACUACAUCCGCCGGUCGAUGAUCCACAGAGCGGUGAGCUGCCAUGUGAACGUUGGAAUCCUACACAGAAUGUACGAACCAUAUUGUUGUCGGUAAUUUCGUUGCUCAAUGAACCGAAUACAUAUUCGCCGGCUAAUGUUGAUGCCUCCGUUAUGUAUCGACGAUGGAGAGAUUCUCAGGGUAAAGAUAAUGAAUAUCCCAAUAUAAUACGUAAACAAGCAUUAGCUGCCAAUGCUGAGGCCAAAAAAGAAGGCAUUGUUGUACCCAUGACCCUCGAAGAUUAUUGCAUUAAACCAAAACGAAAAGAAACAAAUGAACCAACACUGGACUCAAAUUUCUUUGAUGAUGUCUUCGAUUUAGAAACUGAAGAUGAUUUACCAACCGAUGACGAUGAUGAAGAUGACGAUGAGGAGGAGGAUGAAGAUGAUGACGAUGAUAAUGCAGAUGAUAGUGGUAAAGGUGAAACAACAUAAAAAAGGAACUAAAAGAAAAGGUUGGCAUGAGUAAAUUUAGUUUUAAAGCUGCAGGGGGAUUUCUUAUUAUUUUUUUUUAAUUUUUUAUUUGUUUUUGGCAAAGACAGUGUCUUUUAGCAAUAUCAGGAAUAUAUAUUUUUUUUUAUUUUUCUUAUAUAUUUUUUUAAUUUAAUGUUUUUUUUUUUUUUUGUUUUUAAGAUUUAAGUUUAUUUUGCAAUGAAAUCAGUGAAAAAAAAGCAACAAAA
Molecule: messenger RNA, 1368 nt
Organism: Lucilia cuprina (Australian sheep blowfly)
Lineage: Eukaryota; Metazoa; Arthropoda; Insecta; Diptera; Calliphoridae
Product: ubiquitin-conjugating enzyme E2 R2
Exons: 4
Coding region: 323-1123 (266 amino acids)
Biological process (GO): protein polyubiquitination; ubiquitin-dependent protein catabolic process
Molecular function (GO): ubiquitin conjugating enzyme activity
Source: RefSeq, a predicted model, not a curated record